Penicillium crustosum is the source of this 225-nucleotide messenger RNA. RefSeq lists its product as uncharacterized. The transcript is spliced from 4 exons. Gene Ontology annotation, cellular component: mitochondrial intermembrane space. The record is from RefSeq and is a predicted model, not a curated record. Lineage: Eukaryota; Fungi; Ascomycota; Eurotiomycetes; Eurotiales; Aspergillaceae. The coding region runs from base 1 to 225 and encodes 74 amino acids. Gene Ontology annotation, biological process: mitochondrial respiratory chain complex IV assembly.
AUGUCGAACAACGUGGAGAAGACAGCUGUUAUUCCGGAUGAUGAUGAGCCGGAUGAUUGGGACAAGCGGAUCUUCAGCACAGGCUGCCAUACUGAGCAGGAUAAGAUGAAUGACUGCUACUAUGCAAAGAAGGACUGGCGCGAAUGCAAAAAAGAGAUGGAAGCUUUCCGCGAGUGCUGGAAGCGUCAGGGCAACGACCAGCGAACACAAACCAAAGACGCAUAA